Hipposideros armiger (great roundleaf bat) is the source of this 5345-nucleotide messenger RNA. It is a transcript of the gene SAMD5, whose product is annotated as sterile alpha motif domain containing 5. The coding region runs from base 670 to 1197 and encodes 175 amino acids. The record is from RefSeq and is a predicted model, not a curated record. The transcript is spliced from 2 exons. Gene Ontology annotation, molecular function: protein binding. NCBI's taxonomy places the organism in Eukaryota, Metazoa, Chordata, Mammalia, Chiroptera, Hipposideridae.
GAAGUGAGCGCAGAGAUUUCCACCAGCUAGAGAAAUCGGAUUAAAAAGAAAUAGGAAAAGCAAUCCAAGCAGCCGCUGGAGCCCGGCAGUUUAGAAGACACCCCCACCCGCACUAGGAGGACGACUGUGACACGCGCCCGCGAAGACAAGGCGCUCCUGGGCGGCCGUGGGUCUGCACGGAGGAGCCGCCUCCCCCGCGUGGGGCAUGCGUUCAGUCGCCAACGGCGGCGGCCAGACACCGAGAUGCAGCGCGCAGCCCCUGGACCGUCCCGGCCGGGGAAACUCCGGGGCGGUGCUGCGCGCCGCUGACCCAGCGCGGGUGUGACGGGUGUGCCCGGGCCCCGCCCGCCUCCGCCCCCUCCCGCGUCCGCCGCGCGUCCCUCCCCGCGGCGGCGGCGGCGCUUCCAGGGGCGGCGCGGAGCGGCUCGCCCAGCCGCCAGUGCCUGCGAGCUCCAGGCUGCUCGGGGAAUUCACUUUGCCGCUUUUACGCUUCAUCCCUCUGCAGGCUUCUUCUGAUGGCGAUCGGUCUCCGGCCCUAGCCUUUCUUUUAAAAGGAAAACUUUACCGCCGUUUCUCUUACCCCCUUGGAGGAGAGGAUUAAAAGUUCCAACACAACUGGUGCCGCCCGGGCGCCGGGACGGUGUUUGCCUGCGGGGUUCCGGUCCCACCAUGUGCACCAACAUAGUUUACGAGUGGUUGAGAGCGCUGCAGCUCCCGCAGUACGCGGAGUCCUUCGUGGAUAACGGCUACGAUGACCUGGAGGUGUGCAAGCAGAUCGGGGACCCGGACCUGGACGCCAUCGGGGUGCUGGCGCCCGCGCACCGCCGCCGCGUCCUGGAGGCCGUGCGCCGGCUGCGGGAGCAGGACGCCGCCGCUGCCGGCCUCUACUUCACGCUGGAGCCACAGCCGCCACCCGCGCCUCCCGGGCCGCCCGCGGUCGCCCUCUCCACCGGCCGCCGGGGGGAGCCGUCCGGCGGCCCGGCCCAGGGCAUCCGCGGAGACCCCCGUAGCCUGAUGACCGCCCCCCGCAGCAGGGAGCUGGUGAGCUACCCCAGGCUGAAGCUGAAGAUCAUGAUUAGGGAUAAGCUCGUUCGCGACGGCAUCCACCUGAGCAAGCCCCCGUACUCCUGCAAGGUCCCAAUGGCUGGCAUCCUAGAGUACUUAAUGAAUUGGCCGAAGUCAUCACAGAACCGCUAGAUAUCAUUUUUGAGAACUCGUGGAGGACUGAUGAGGUGCCUGAAGACUGGAAAAGGGCAUAUUUAGAACCUUCUUUCAAAAAGGGAAAUGGAUGAUGACCCUGGAAAUACUCAUCAGCUUAACUUUUUGCUUGGAAAAACUCUGGAGUAAUCACCUUAGUAAACUGGGUAAUUAACUUAUAAGAGCUAGCAACGAGGCAGUGAAACAUCACACAUAAAAAAGUACUGAGUUCAUUUUUAAGUCACUCCAUUGUGAGAUAAAGUUUGAUGCAUAUUUUGAAAUUCUCCCCUCCAUCCUAUGAGUUCUUGAUGAAAAUAAAUGAGGUUGGCUAGGGCCUUUGGGUAAAACUCAUUUUAAGUGUAAUACCAGACAAAAAGCAGAUUUCUGGCAUUAGCAGUGAUUGCAUCAUUUUCAAAUUAGCCUUUUACUUGAGAAUAGUAACUUUAAGUUUUUUUAUUUCAACAUCCUUUUUUUCUCUUUAUAUAGGACCAUGUUUUCAUAGGUAGACAUAUUUUACAUAAUUCUGUAUAGACUAGUUUGGUGAGGGAAUUCUUAUUUUAAGGUGCUUUAUAUAGUUAUUUCAUAUAUAGGUACAAUUAUAAAGCUGACAAAUUAGGGAACAUAACCAAGAGAAGAAAAUUUUUCUUAACUUUUCUUUUUAAAUUUAAUCUGGCUGAAGUUUAGCAUUUGGACCAGCAAGAGCGACUUGCUCUGCCAUGCACUGAGCAAGACCCAGCUCUAUACUUGGUAGCUAGCUUUCUUCCCUCCUUGGACACUGCGGUGGCCAGUGCGGUGCCUGAUCCCACCUCACUCCCCAGGUUUCUGACCUUGGACCUAUGGGGGCAAGGAUGUGGUCUGUGGCAGUGGGCACUGAGAACCCUGUAUAACUAACCACAGCUUAAAAGAAAAGUGGCAUGAGAUGGGAGAAGGAAAUUAAGACAACGCUGGAGUUUUUCUACUUCCUAUUGGUCUUCCCUUUGGAUAUUGGCAGUUGUAUUUUCUGCAUAGAAAAUGCAUCCAUGUUGAUAGGACCAAAAAUUUCAUUGAAAGGAGAUUAUCAAAGAAGAUAUGCCCCAAGCUCUUGGGUCAGGCAGCUCCUGAGAAUAGCUGGGCAAUAUCGUACUGCCGAGUCUCCCUGCCCUACUUAAAAGUACAUAAGAGAUGUGAGUUUACAUCGCUUUGUGAUGCUCAAGCGUUAGAAACUGUCUAAGGGAAAGAAAUUUACAUUAAUUUCUUCCUGGUGUAUACUGGUCCCUAGAAAUGGGUAGGUAGUUAGUUAAGGUCUCCAGGGGCGAUUUUAUCACAAUACUGUUUUAAAAAUCUAAGGUUUACAUGGUUUAGCUACUUCUAGAGAUUAAUGUAGACACUGGGUAAAAUCAACCUGACUCUUAAAUACAAAUGCAAGGAAAUUAAGCUCUCAAAGCAUGUACAAGUUGUUCUUUAAACUAGGAUAGCUGGUGGUUUCUUAAGGAUUAUACUCCAAUCAACCCCUCUUCUUCUUGUGUUUUUUUUUUUUGCAGGUGAAAUAGAGUCUUUAAAAUUUUCAUGCUAGAUUUUUUUUUAAGGAGUGCAUGGGGGCAGGUCUGUGUAGAUUACAGACAUAAUUUAUUAUGAUAAUAAAUGGCUUCCUGUUAGAGACCUCAUUUCCAGGUGCAGCAUCUGUGGCAGAUUUAUUUCACAGAUGUACAUUUACAUGCAUUUGUUGAACUGUUGCUAGAAAGGACCCAAUUACUGAAAAAUCUAUUAUUUUCACCAUGGGCAUUAUGAUGCAAUCUACUACAACCAAGAAGGGGACUCUUUGGUCAUUUCAGGUUUUAUUUUCCAUUUGUGUAAUGUCCGACUUCAAUUAUCUUGCCAAAUUUAAAUCUUCUCUAUGUAUCUGCUAUUGGAAUUCGAAACUAACAAUCCUCUACCUAAAUUAGAAGUCACAAUCUAGAAUGGUGAAAUAGCUGAUGGAUUUUAAAGAGUUCUUACUUAAAACUAGAGGAAGAAAACUUUAAAAUAAGCAGAGAAGUAUUAAAGGAAGCCCAUUAAUUCCUUUGCAUUAAAACAAGAUAAGGUAAGAGUUGGAAUAUAAGAAAAAUAAAGUAGUCUUACCAUGAAUUGUAUCUGAAGAUAAUUACUCUUAAGAAGAGUAGUUUGGUCACUGUGUUUUGUUUGUUUGUUUGUUUUAUCUAACAUUCAUGAUAUCCUUAAUUUUUUUUUAAAGUAAAGGAAGUAGCUGAGGAAUAAAUACCAUUUCAAAACUAGAGGAUUAUCUAGGUUUAUAUUUUCCAGAACCUCAAGAGAUAUUAAUUACAGACUUCUAUUUUGUAAUAUUGAGGAAUUUGGAGGAUUGUAGCAAAAUUUUGUUCAGUUCAUUUUAAAACAAAAUUUGGAGGGAGGGGGUGGUUGAGAAAAGAAAGAUGUCAUUCACAGUAUUUCUUGGCAUAGAAAUGAAUAAUCACAAAGGACGUUACAGCAACAUAGAAUACGUGUUUUAGUGUUGUGAAAUCAACAACAAACACAAUAAGCAUUGAGUUUUUACUUUGGAGGUCCUCAGAUCUUAGUUCAAAUGCUAGAGUCAUGUUGAUAGACUUUUCCUGUGGUGAAUCUGUUAAGAAUAUAAGCUAUAGUGUAGCAUGGGAAUGAUCUUUAACAAUUAUUAAAUUCAUCAAAGCUUUUAUCCUUGUCCAUAAGAUGGGAAAAAUAGAUACCUCCUAUAGUUCUUAAGAGGCUUAAGAGUUCUGUAACCUAUACCCACACAGGCCCAGAGCUUGGCACAUAGUAGGUGAUGAGUGCCUCUCUCCCUUCCCUUCUUUACUGUCAGUUACCUUCUUUAUUUCCUGUCAUAUGAAAGAGAUUAUUUUAAAACGGACGAGAAAACGCAAGCAUAAACUGGUAUGUUCUUAUUGCUGCCUGAAACCCAAUGAAUAAGCCCCUUUUGCUUUCUUUUAGAAAAGAUUAAAAAAAAGUUGCAGUGGCCACUCACGGUAGGAGUUCAGGAAAUGUUUAUUGAUUGAAUGAAAACGAUUUUUAAAAAUAAUUAGCAAAUUUGUAAGGCGAACACUUUUCAAAUAGUCAUGCAGACACAUAUGUAGGUGUUUCUCUAACAUUGCUCAUUUUAUAAUAGCUUUAGUUUCAUCAAUUUGGUGUGCAAAUUCACGAGUGGCAUAUGGGCAUUUUUCUCUGAUUUUAUGACUUGGUUUACAAAUUAGGAGUACAAAGGGGCAUUCCACCAUAGCUGCUUCUGGGGUAAAAUCCAGCCAAAAUACAAAGCAGAUGAUGGUGAAUCAGCAAUGUCUUCUAUGUGAAGAGAAGCCAGAGGGACCAGUGACUGGGAACCAACUACCAGGAAACUGUGAUGGUUCUCUGUGAAGGGUCUGAGUACUGCGAACAGGCCCCUUGCCUGUCCCUUGAGGAAUAACAGAAAGAGAAGUCAAAGAAAAUUAAAUUCUUGGACAAAAUAUUUGGUUUAUAUAACUUUUAAAUGUAAUAUUAAGUGUCAAAAUAUCAUGUUCAAGCAGGUGGAAGAGUUCUGAAUUUCCUUAAAUAAGGAAUAAAGAAUAGAAUAGAAUAUCCAAACACAUAUACAAGGAUUAGCAGAAGCCUGACCUUAAGUUGCUAGUGUUCCUUUCACAUCAAGGACCAAGUAAUAAGGAACCCUUAGAAGAGACCAGCUGACAACCCUGCUUAGAAUAAAGCCGUAAUAGAUGCUGUAUUAAAUUAAACAAAAUAAGUUGUACAGAGCAAAGCAAAUCAUCUAGGCUUUUUUUCUCUUUUAGAAUUUUCUAAUUUUGCUGUUACAGCAGCCUCAAUGGUCAUCAAUUAGAUCUUCCUACAUCAGAUGUUUUACACUGUCUAAUUCUUUGAUUAGAAAAUCCUCUUUGGCUUUAUAUUAUUAAUCUCUAAGGAGAUAAGAUCAAAUAACUUUCUAUUUGAGAUCACUAUUUUAGAUAUUUUCAUAAAAGGCAAAAGAAAAAAAAAGAAUGGUAGUUCAGAAAAAUGAACAACAUAACUUUUUUUUUACUUAUCAAAAUAGUUAUGUUCUUUUCAAUUGUUUAAAUUCCUGGAAAUGAAGCUUUAUUUUUUAUUGUUGUUAAAAGAUAACUUUUUAUAACAUUGUCUCCCCCCACACCCGUUCUUGACUGACUUAAAAAAAAAAAAAA